AUGGCGAUAAAAAAUCAUCUGAAUAUACGGAUAAAAGAAAAGGCUGUUAGGAAGUUUAUUAACAAGCUUAAAUGCAAGACACACUACCCUCGUGAGUCUUCUAGAAUGUACUUAUCUUUAGACCUGUACAUCAAAAAGCUUUAUAAAAUAUAUUGUGAACCACCAUCAAAAGAUAAGGAAGUAAAUGCUUCAACGAGCAAUAUUAGUGAUACCAUCGAGUUACAAGAACACCAACACGCAGACGAUAAUGGUAACGUUGUCGUAAGCGAUUUAUUGGAAAUUGACAAAGAAACUUCUCAACAAAGUAAAGCCCCACCAUUUCCUUGUGAUCUAGCAGACUGGCCUCAAAAUAUAAGCUCGAAAUUUCAAGAAUAUUUUCUUAAAAACAGACCUGAACAAAAUAUUGACAAAAUAAGUGGGUGUUUAAAACAAUUGGAUGGUAAAAAAUCUAGAUGCUUACAAAGUUCAACAUUCUAUAAAUUUAAAGAAAAUGGCGAAAAAGCCCUUCGUGAGUGGUUGGUUUACAGUCCCAAAUCUGGCUGUGUUUAUUGUUAUGUUUGCAAACUUUUUUCGAAAAAAGAUCUCAAGCUUACUGCCGAUGGGUACACUGACUUAAAAAAACACGAAAGGUCAUCUGAACACAUAACCUCCAUCAGCAAAAUGAUUAAUAGAAGUCGAAUAGAGGGAAGGAUAGAUGCAGAAAUCGAAAAAAGUUACUUGCAGGAACAAAACUACUGGAAAAAUGUUUUAGCUCGUUGGAAUUUCUUAGUGAGUUUCACCCGUUUUUGGCCGGAAUAUGGUAACAUUGGAAGUGGGCAUAUUAAUUUUUUUUCUUCAACCAUUUGCAAUGAGUUUAUUCACCUUCUUGCAAAUGAGGUAAAAAAUAAUAUUAUCACAGAAUUGCAAGUGGCAAAAUACUUUUCCAUUAUCGUCGAUUCAACGACUGAUAUUUCUCAUAUCGAUCAAUUAACUGUCAUUAUAAGAUAUGUUUUACCUAAUGGUCAUCCAGUAGAAAGGUUUUUAGGUUUUGUGGAAAUAAUUUCUCAUACUGCAGAAAGUCUAUCAAAUGUUUUACAAACCAAAUUAAGUGACCUUAAUAUCAAUAUCAAUUACUGCAGAGGCCAAAGUUAUGAUAACGCAUCCAAUAUGUCCGGAAAAUAUAACGGAUUGCAGGCAAAAAUAAAAGAAAAGACAAAUAAUGCACAUUUUGUACCAUGUUCCAGUCAUUCUUUAAACUUGGUCGGUAAUAGUGCUGCCGAAAGUUGUUUACAAGCUUCUGGAUAUUUUGAAAAUAAAAUAUGUGAUACAAGAUGGUCAGCACGAGCUGAUGCUAUUAAAUCUAUUGCGCUUGGUUUUAGUGAAAUAAAAGACGCGUUAGUAGAGCUAAAUGAAGAUACAAACCAAAAAAACUCUACCAGAACAGAAGCUGGAGAUUUACUUAACAAAAUGAAUACAUUUGAAUUUGCUUUGAUGACCUCAAUUUGGAAAAAAAUCCUAGACAGAAUAAACUCCACAAGUAAAUCUCUACAAAAUAAUCAAGCCAAUCUAACUGCGACCUGUACACUUUAUAGCGGAUUGAUCGAAUUUGUCGAGAGUUUUAGAGAACAGUUUGAUGAAAUUGAAGAGGAAUCCAAAAAAAUUCAGCCAAAUAAUAAUGCUUGUAAGGAUGAAAUUUCAAGAGUUUGUAAGAGGAACAAGUUCUUUGAUGAAGGCCCUGCACAAGACAUUACUUUAAGCGGUGCUGAAAACUUUAAAAUAAAUAGUUUUUUUCCUAUAUGUGACAAAUUGAUUUUUGAAUUAAAAAUGAGAAUUCAAGCGUAUGAUUGUGUAAAUGAAAUUUUUGGUGUAUUUUUUGUUGAACCCUCAAAUGAAAGAUUUAAUGUAAAUUUAGUGGAUGAAAUUAUACAAUUUAAAGCACUUUGUAAAUCAAAUGAUAUUUCCUCUAAAGACCCACAGGAAAUGUUAAAAUUUUUAAUUGAUAACAAUAUUUUGUCAACCUUCUCUAACGUUGAGGUAUUGUUCCGUAUAUAUUUAACUAUUCCUAUUAGUAACGCAUCUGGAGAGAGAUCAUUUUCUACGUUAAAACGGGUAAAAACCUAUCUAAGAAACUCAUUAAACGAAAAAAAUGUUUCAUCGUUGGCUAUUCUAAACGUAGAAAGCGAUAUUCUAGAAAAAUUAGAAAUAAAUGGUAUCAUAGAUAAGUUUUCGGAAAUGAAAAUACAUGCAGAUAUUUCAACUGUGGAUUCUGGAAUAAAAAGAACUGCCAAUACUACUCUAUAUGUUCCACAUAAGAUAAAAGCAAAUGAGAGGGAUUCCGUAUGGUUUUAUUUUCUCACUGAAAAAGAUAUAUCUACUAUCCACUAUAGUGGACAAACAGCAAAAUGUAGGCGCUGUCAAGCAAUCUUGAAAACAAAGAGAGGCUCAACCAAAGGUUUAAUAACUCAUUUAAAAGUCCAUAAAAUCGAUCUUUUGGAUAAACGUCUUAACGAAUCGCCAGAUGGCCAGAGUGCUGGGACAAGUAAAAUGAUCGAAGUUGUUGGACUUGUAAGAUUAAAAAAUUCUUUGACGGCUACAGCGAUUUUGGAAUAUUUGCAAAAACGACUCCUGGCUUUCCAAUUAAACCUGUCGAAAGAUAUUGUGGCUGUUACAACAGACGGAGCCAGCACUAUGGUUAAAGUUGGCAAAUUGAUUACACUUAUGCAACAGUUGUGCUUUGCACACGGUAUUCAGCUGGCUGUCAUCGAUGUCCUCUAUAAAAAAGAUGGACCUGUGCCUCCUCCAACUUCUACAACAUAUUUCAAGGAGGAUCCUAACUUUAGCGACAGCGGAGCCGAAAUUGAGUACGAAGACUGCGAAGAAACUGGAAACAUGGACAUGAAUUACAGGAUAGAAGUGUCUGAAAACAAUGACUUUUUAGAAAUGUCGAAUGAUCAUGACCUCUACAUAUUGAUAUCAAGAGUUAGUAAAACUAUUCGCAUGUUUAGAAAAUCGCCAACAAAAAAUUAUUUACUACAAAAGCAAAUUAGGAACGAUCAUGGGAAAGAAUUAAAACUUAUAAUAGAUUGUAAAACCAGAUGGAGCAGCAUGCUUGAUAUGCUUGACCGCUUUAACUUCUUAAAGAAUUCCAUAAAAAAAACCCUAAUUGACCUAAACAUGUUACCAAUUUUGGAAUGGCAAACUAUUAAAAGCGUUGUAAAAGUGCUCCAGCCAAUAAAAUUAAUAGUCGAAGCCUUAUGCCGAUGCGACAUAGAUUUAUAUAAAGCGGAUGUUGCAUUAAAAUUCAUGUUGAAAGAACUAUCCAAAAUUAAAAUACCACUCAGCACAGAUCUACAAGACUCGUUAAGAAAAAGGAUUAAGCAACGCAGAACCAUUUAUUCUGAUAUUGUCAGCUUUCUCACAAAUACCGACUCUUUAAACUCUGAACCAGAUUGCUUCAAAACAUCAAAUAUUUCUCUAAUUAAAUCUGAACUAGAAAAACUUUUAAUCAGGCUAGACAAUAAAGAUGCAUCCGAAAGAGAGACCAGCAACGACAGCGACGAGGAUCAGAUUUCCAUUGCAGAAAUUCUGAGGAGAGCCGAAAAUGAACCAUUAAAGGUUAAGCUGCAGAAGGCAUUACAACAAUGUUCAGAGCCAAUGCAAAAGGAGACAAAAAAUAGUAAUAAGCCAUUGCCUGACAUAGUUACUAAAGAAAUUAAUUUAUUUGCAAAUGGUGGUACUCAAUCUUCAAAAGGCCUUUGA
Messenger RNA from Brassicogethes aeneus, 3738 nucleotides. The record is from the annotation of a GenBank genome assembly. Lineage: Eukaryota; Metazoa; Arthropoda; Insecta; Coleoptera; Nitidulidae.